GCUGUGGUCCACGUCCAUGCCUGUCAAUAUGUCAAUACAUGAAUGAAUUUUACGAUAAAAAUUAAGUUUUGAAUGUAUAGUAUAAAAUUUUGUCAUGUAUUUAGAUUAAGUUAGGUAAACAACGUAUCUAGUACAAUUCGUGUGAAUAGACGGGAUUAUUUACUUUUAGAUACUGUAGAAUAAUUCUUCUCUCCUUAGCGUAUUUAAUUUAAAGAUGAAUAAAAAACUGGAAAAUGAGAUUCGGUGCUAUGCCAACAUUUCCGCAGAAGCUUAUAAUACAGAAAAGGUAGUCACGGAUACAACAACAGAUCAGUUGGAGGUUGAAGCUACAGUAUUAAAAAUAUUUAGACAAUUUGAAAAGGAAGCAUCCAUUGAUCCUGAUCUGCCAAUACUUAAUAAACGGGUUCACAGUAAGCAAUUAAAAACUUGGUUGAAGGCACUACCAAAAGGAUAUGAGUGCUUGGAUGCCAGCAGACCAUGGCUGGUGUACUGGAUUUUACAUGCUUUGUGGAUCUUAGAUGACAUGCCUGACACAGAGACAUUAUCUAGUGCAGUGGACUUUCUCGCUCAUUGCCAACACGAGGAAGGGGGCUAUGGAGGCGGCCCAGGACAAUAUCCACAUUUAGGAACUACUUACGCUGCUGUAAACGCCUUAGCUAUAAUAGGGACAGAUGAAGCAUACGAUUCAAUAGACCGCAGCUCUUUACAAAAGUUUUUAUGGACUCUUCGAGAUGUAGAUGGCUCCUUUGCCCUUCAUAAAGGAGGGGAACAAGAUAUAAGAGGAGCGUAUUGUGCAGUAAGCGUCGCUAAAAUGACUAAUACUUACACAGAUCUCUUAUUUGACAAGACAGCAGAAUGGAUAGUUAGUUGCCAAACUUAUGAAGGAGGUUUUGGCGGAUGCCCGGGCAUGGAGGCACACGGCGGAUACGCUUUCUGUGGGAUCGCAUCUCUGGCGUUACUAAACCGGCCUAAGUUGUGUGACAUAGAUGCACUCUUGAGGUGGUGUGUAAAUCGUCAGAUGCGGCUAGAGGGUGGCUUUCAGGGACGAACUAAUAAACUUGUUGAUGGCUGUUAUUCAUUUUGGCAAGGGGCUGCUUUUCCUAUAAUCAGUGCUAUCUUAGCUCAAGAAGACAAAGAACUUAUAGAAACGUGUUUAUUCAAUCAAGGUGCCUUACAAGAAUACAUCAUUGUUUGCUGUCAAGCCAACGACGGUGGCCUAAUAGACAAGCCUGGCAAAGCGCGUGACAUCUACCACACAUGCUACACGCUGUCAGGGCUGUCGAUCGCGCAGCACGGCACGGGCGCCGGCGACCCGUUCGUGGUGGGCUCCCCGCGCAACGAGCUCAACCGCGUGCACCCCCUGCACAACGUGGCACCGCACCUUGUCUAUAACGCCGUGCACUACUUCAUCAGGCACCCGCCGCCGGUCAAGGAUUUCAGGAAAAACUAGGUUGUUUUAGAUCUUCAAUUAUUUAGCACUGAUGAUGCACGAUGAUGCGUGCUUCAUAACAAAUGAUAAAAGUAAUAGGACGCUAGUAACUUUUCUAUCUAAAAUAAUUAAUCUAGUAAAGUAACAGUUCGAUUUCGGUAAUGAAUAUCGCAAUAAUUGCUCAAAAAUGCAUACUAGUUACUACUAUAAAAAAUAACUAGUCCUUCGAACCGGAUAUAAAGAUCCAUAACUAUCAACUGAUCCCUGAAGUUAGUCAAACUGACAUUUGUUUUUAGGGAAAAAUGAUUAUUUUCAUAUGUUUUGCUCCUGAUAUUAAACUUUGCAAAGUUAUGGCUGUAAUUGUAGGCAGAUAUGGUCCUUCGAACAAGAUUUUAAAUCAAAAUAGGCCUUCUGGAGAUCGGAAACACGUUAUGUAAUAUCAGAACAUUUUUAUUAAACAAACCUGGGAAAAUAAUUUCCAGUAGCUACACUAAAGUUUAUCUAGAUCAAACCGUAUAUAUUAUUGAACCAAUAAAAUAAAGCCCUAUAAGUAGAACCAAAGUGUGAAUAGACCAAAAACGAAAAUGCCAGAAUAAAAGCUGUUUAAGCAUUUCCGACUGUAAAAUCCAUACAAUAAUUGGAUCCUGCUAUGUUAUCGAACGUCUAAGUAGAGUUAAUCGUAAAACGCUCUUAGGUAAUUCAUGCCUUGCAUAUACAUGGGUAUUUAAUGCGAGUGUUUUAAUGACUUCAAUGAGAUAUAACUAUACGUGGGACAUACUGAAAAUUCAGGAAUAUCAUUAGUAAAACUACGUAUAUUUAUAUGACCAUGCAGACAGAGCAAUUCAAAAUUUAAUGGCAUUUUACGGACUUUGAGUAUAUUACGUACUUAUUUCAAUUUACUUGUAAGCGAAUAUCAAUUUAUUUAUGUAUUAAGUAUAUAGUAAUACCAAAAAGAGACUUAAGAUGUUGGGAUGCCAUUUUGAAUUGUAUAAAUUCUACUUAAAAUCUUUUUUUGCCAUGGAGAGUAGGCACUUACUAUUACUGCCAUCUUAACCGUCAAUGGAUUUCAAUCCCAAUAAAGCGUUCCAACAUAUUAUGAUAAUAUUACGUACCUUUUACGAGUCUUACGAGCAAGACUAUAUUACGUAUCGGACGGUAUAGAGUAAUUUUCCCACAUUUGGUUAUACUAAGUACAAAUUUUCUCUUCAAAUAGCCUUGCGUGAUUCUAUUCAUCUACAGAUAUAUAUGUAAAUAUGUAGCGAUAAAUUACGCAAUCAACUUGAUUGCUUUAACAUUAAAGUAGUUUCUGUAUCGUCAAGAUUAUACAUAAAGUAUAUAGACGAUUGCGCAGCUUAGGUAAGCAAUUUGAUUGGUAUAAGUUAAAAUGUGGUUAUUAUGAGCUCGGUUAUAAUCUUGAAUACUACUUGUCGUCUAACUAGAAGUGCUGUUCAUGUGGGGGACCCUUAUUCGUAUUAGCUUAUUGCAUUCAAGCUCGUAGAUAAUCUUUAUAUCCUUAGUCCAUUUUUAUAGAUAGAGUAUCACUAUACGUAUACCACGCCACUGCGUGGUGUGAUAUACGUUGUUAAAAGGCUUUAAGUACACAUUAUUUUAUUCCUACUAUUUAAUAGUGAAUCUGAAUAAAAAGACAAAGACGUUGUGUUGAGAAAUUUAACAUUGGUACUCUAAUCCGGUUUCUGAUAAAUUAAUGAAUGAUAACUGGAACAAGAUAACAAUAAGUUUACGUCUAAUGUAAUAAGAAUGUAGUCAAAUUAAAACCGACUUUUUACCUGAUUGUGUAUCCACAAUAUGCACGAAUGCUAAUAAUCAUACUAACAAUCAAAAACACAAACAUUAUAGGACCGAAGAAAAAAAAAUUGGAAAAGAAAAGAGGCGGAAAACGUUUUUUACCAAGGGGGCCGAGUGCGAUAAUGGUUGAAAGAUCCAGGGUUAAAUACUAUUAGAACGUGCUGUAUAGGGACCGUGCGCGUUGGAGGGUCUGCCAUCUUGUGGCCUGAAUCGGAACAAUAAACAUUUACAUUUACACGUCACGUGUUUUCCUGUGCAUAGUAGGUUCUGCCAUCUUGUGGGCUACAUCGGAACAAUAAACAUCACAUUUACGCCUCGCGCCAAUAAUCUGACGGCUCCUGUGCUGCCUCCUACAGUUCAUGCACGCUCCCUAUAAAUAAAAUGUCGUUUUGUAAAUACCUAGACAGCUGCCAGUCAGCAUAUCUUGUGGCAUGGAAAAUCCGACCAUAAUGAAACAAUGUUAACACAUGUGACUUGGUAUUCUGGCACUUAAUGCAAUCGUUUUCGAUAGGGCCGUAGGUACCUAAAAUAAUUGUUAAAUAAUAAUUCCUGAUUAGUGCUAAUUUUACUGGAGCAUAUAUGACGGUACCUAGGUCAAGAUCUAUAGGUAAACUGUAAAGAUGGUGGAAUGUAUUUUUAUAACAUGUGUAGACAUAAAUGUACUUAUAGUGCAACAGUUUUAUUUGUAUUAAAAACAAUAAACAUUUUCGCAACGGU
This is a messenger RNA of Cydia pomonella (codling moth), 3952 nucleotides long. Its product is annotated as protein farnesyltransferase subunit beta-like. Gene Ontology annotation, cellular component: protein farnesyltransferase complex. The record is from RefSeq and is a predicted model, not a curated record. Gene Ontology annotation, molecular function: protein farnesyltransferase activity. Gene Ontology annotation, biological process: protein farnesylation. The transcript is spliced from 5 exons. Lineage: Eukaryota; Metazoa; Arthropoda; Insecta; Lepidoptera; Tortricidae. The coding region runs from base 215 to 1450 and encodes 411 amino acids.